Molecule: messenger RNA, 1767 nt
Organism: Passer montanus (Eurasian tree sparrow)
Lineage: Eukaryota; Metazoa; Chordata; Aves; Passeriformes; Passeridae
Gene: CEBPD
Product: CCAAT enhancer binding protein delta
Exons: 1
Coding region: 269-1300 (343 amino acids)
Biological process (GO): DNA-templated transcription; regulation of cell differentiation; regulation of transcription by RNA polymerase II
Molecular function (GO): RNA polymerase II cis-regulatory region sequence-specific DNA binding; DNA-binding transcription factor activity, RNA polymerase II-specific
Source: RefSeq, a predicted model, not a curated record
CUGAGACGCCUUGUCCCAUCCCCGCCUCCUACCGCUGCUCACGGCGUGACCCGAGCCCGGAUCGGCCCCCUCGGGGAGGCGACGGCGGGGCUACAGCGGCAGCGCCGGUGCCACCGAGCAGCAGCAGCGGCGGCGGCGGCGUGAGCAGCAGCCCGCUCCCACCUGCCCGUGACAGAGGCUGGAGCUGCGAGCGUCGCGGAGCGGCGUUUGGUGCCCGCGCUCCGGAGCCCCCGCGCCGCGGCCGUGCGGCGCCGCGUCCCGCUCGCCCAUGAGCGCCGCCGCUCUCUACAGCCUGGACUCGCCGGCAUGUUAUAAGAGCUGGUGCCUGGAGCCCGCCAACUUCUACGACGCCAAGGUGGGCAGCGGCGGCGGGCCGGGUCCCGCCUGCAAGCCGGGGGCCCGCGGCGGCUGCGGGAUGAGCGGCGAGGAGGCGGGGGGCGGCCUCGGGGGCAGCGGCACCAACCUGGCGGAGCUGAGCGCCGCCGCCCCGGCCAUGUACGAGGACGAGAGCGCCAUCGACUUCAGCUCCUACAUUGACUCCAUGUCUGCCGUGCCCAACCUGGAGCUCUGCAACGACGAGCUCUUCGCCGACCUCUUCAACAGCAACCACAAGCCCGAGCGGGGCGGGGAAUACGGCGAGUACUUGCCACCGGGCGGCGGCGCCGGCCGCGACCCCGCCAAGGACCUCGGCGCUGCCAUGACCACCCUGCUGGGCUCCGAGCCCCGCACCGCCUCCUCCUCCUCCUCCUCCUCUUCCUCCUCCUCCUUCUCCUCCCGCGGCGCUCUGAAGCAGGAGCCGGACUGGAGCGACAGCGACCUCUCCUCCUCGCUGCUGCCCUCGCAGAUCGCCACCUGCGCCCAGACCAUCAUGAACCUGAGCGGGCAGCCCACGCCGCCCACGUCCCCCGAGCCGCCGGGCUCCAGCUCCCCGUCCAGCUGCAGCACCCGCUCGCCGGGCCCCGCCGCCGCCGUGCCCGGGCCGGCGCAGGGCGUCCCGCCGCCCGCCGCCGCCGCCGCCGGGGGCAAGGAGCGCGGCGGCAAGAAGUGCGUGGACAGGUUUAGCCCCGAGUACCGGCAGCGCCGGGAGCGCAACAACAUCGCCGUGCGCAAGAGCCGCGACAAGGCGAAGCGGCGCAACCAGGAGAUGCAGCAGAAGCUGCUGGAGCUUUCGGCCGAGAACGAGAAGCUGCACAAGAAGAUCGAGCAGCUCACCCGGGACUUGACCAGCCUCCGGCACUUCUUCAAGCAGCUGCCCAGCGCUUCUUUCCUGCAGCCCGGCUCGGGCACCGACUGCCGGUAACCGGGGGGGAGCGGGACGGAGAGACGGACUCCGGGAGACGGUGGAUAAAUACCUCAGAGGGCCGUGCCGAGCCUCGCCGGGCCGUGCCGCGGCGCCCCGGGCCGGGCCGGGCGCGGCAGGAGGCGCGGAGCCGCGGCGGGACCUGCCGGCCCGCGGCCGCGCUCGGAACGCGGCAGCGACGUGGAGCGAUGCCUGGGUCUUUCACCACGAAACUUGCGAAAAAGGGAAAAAAAGCUAAAUAUAUUAUUUUUUUUUCUUCUCUCCCCUUAAAUUAUUUUUGUAAUGGUAGUUUUCGUCUUUUCUACAUUUUACUCAUACCGAUGCAGCUAUGGUACAUCUGUUAAAAUGAUUCAAAAUCCCAUGUAUUUUAGACAGUAGGAUGGAAAAAAAAAAAGACUGAGCAUGCUCAACCUUUUAUAUCAAUUUUUACAGCAUUUCUAAGAAUAAAGAAAAGCAUUUUAAAUCAA